Molecule: messenger RNA, 3661 nt
Organism: Manis pentadactyla (Chinese pangolin)
Lineage: Eukaryota; Metazoa; Chordata; Mammalia; Pholidota; Manidae
Gene: TMEM156
Product: transmembrane protein 156
Exons: 7
Coding region: 61-981 (306 amino acids)
Source: RefSeq, a predicted model, not a curated record
GCAGGAAGAAACAUGCCGUCAGUGUACUGGAUGAGAACACACUGUGUCAUGUAAAAAGAUAUGACAAAAACAGCCCUCAUUAAAUUACUUUUGGCAAUGGUGAUCAUGUUCAUUUUAGUUUUGCCAGAAUAUUUCAAAACACCAAAAGGAAGCAAGCUGGAGUCAUCAUGUCUGGAAAUGUGUUUACAACCUGAUUUCACCUAUUCACUCUCCUCUUUAAAUUUUUCUUUUGUGACUUUUCUGCAACCAAUAAGGGAAACACAGACUAUUAUGGGAUUCUUUCUAAAUCAUUCCCACUUUCAAAACUUCACCAGGAUUUGCCAAGACAUCAAAAAUGAAUUUAAAAUAUGCUCUUCAUGUUUGGCUUGUGAGUUCAAAGGAAACAUGGAUUUUAUUUCUCAGGAACCAGCAUCAAAAGCUCUUAUCAUGAAAGGACCAACGGAAGUGAAGGCAAAUGAUUUUUAUUCACCUUGUCAACAUUUUAACUUCACUGUAGCUCCUAUAGUUGACCACUUGGAGGAAUAUAAAAUUACCUGUAAUCUAAAAACCCACAUGAGAAAGUCAGCAAUCACAGAGGACGAUCCAGUCAAGGAAAAGUUUAUAAACCAUACUUGUGGAAUUAUGGAAUACCUGAAUAAUUGUACGCACAUUUCUUUGUACCUCGAUAAAAAAAAUUUCACUUGUUCCAUUAAGAUCAUUUGGUAUGUUUUAGUACUAUUCGUUUUUAUAUUUUCACUCAUCCUUGUUAUCCACAAACUGCUUGAAGGUCACAGAAGAGUGCAGAUGUGGCAAAGUCAUAAAUACAAACCUACAUCUGUUCUCUUAAAAGGAAGUGAUUCUGAGAAACUGCGAGCAUUGAACAUACGGGUUAUUUCAGAGACCACACACAGGCUGCCCUUGACUCAGGUCAAGGAAAGGCUUCCUCCAAUACCAGAACUAGAAGUUGCUUCCACGGUGCACCAGCAAGAUCAAUAUACAUGAAUAUCUUUCUGAAUUCUUCUGGAAAAUUUGGACUGAACCCUUUUGAAGAAGAACACCCAUAAUUUUAUUUUGGGAAUGAGUUAACUGGUAAAUACAUGGGUCCAGCUGAGGAUGCAUAACAGGAAACAGUAGGAAAGCUGUCCGGUUGAUGAAAACAAGCUCACGAGCACUUAUUUUACCCAUGAGACAAGGUUUUUCAGGAAGCCAUUAUGAGUCAUGGAAAAAAAGCUGAUGUAACUCAUGAAAAGCAGCGAGAGAAUGCUUACUCUUCAUGUUUACCCAUCCUACAGCUUACAAUGUUCCCUAGAUUUUGAUUUGGAGUAACCAAAAAUAGGGUCAAGGACGGAAAUCCUUCCUCUCAUUGUCCCACACUGCAUAUUCUUAUUUGAUGGGUUUUCCCAUACAGAUGGUUUGUUUCUAUUUGGCAAAUUACUUAAGAGGGCUGGGAUCGUUUGUUUAUACAUUUGUUUGGAUUUACAGAUCUUGCCUUCUUUUGGCACUAAGGAUGUUAAAAAAAAUUCAAGGAUACCAAAAUAAAAUGAAUUUAGGUGAGAUAUUAAGUGAAAAUUGAAUGUUUAAAUUGAAUAGCAAAAUGUUUCCUCUGAUUCUUUUGGCUUUUACAUUUUUUAUAGCUGUCAUUGUUGCCAAGAGUAAUUGUAGUUGUUACAAUCAAAGCACAUACAGACAGGUGGGCAGAACUUCAUGCUGAAAAACAGGAGGGCAGAACUUCAUGCUGAAAAAUAGAAAAAUACCUUCCCAGAGUUAAGGUGGAAUUUAAUCUCCUGGUAUCAUUAUAUGGUUAAAAUAGCUUAUCUGAGUAGCUUUCCAGAGUUCAACUGCAGGGUCAGAUUUAAUAUUCAACACCUGCCAGAAAUGAAUGUUUCUGCACAUAGAGGUUUUUCUGGUACUCCAUUUUUUUUGCUAGAUAAAAAACAGAUUCUAAUCGUAAAAUUUAGGGAUUAAAGAUUUGGCAAAUGGAAUUCUACUAGUCUCAGUUUUUCUUGUCUGUGUAUCGCUGGUUAAUAGGUGAAUCAGGCUCAGGUCUGGGAUCAUUCAGCAGGAGUUUAGGGGUGUCACACUAUUUGAGGUACGGAUAUUAUACAUUCUAUAAGAAGCCAAAUUAUUGUUUACUUGGGCAUCACCUAUUAUGUUGAAGCAAAUGACUUGGAAAUCAAUAGGAACUUGGCCCACAAAAGGCAUAAAUUAAGCUUCAAGUUCUGUUAAAUUGUGGUAGCUUUCUGGAAACUAAUUUCACUUAUUUGUUAGAGUCAUAGACUUUAACAGAUCCUUUGAUUAGCAUUCAGAGAUGUGGGUGGCCUGCUGUUUGCCCACAAAGAGCUGACAAUGUGGUGGAGGAGGCAGGAUAUGCAUACCACUAGUUGUGCAACUAGACACAAUAGGGUAAGUUUCAUUUACAGGUGUGAUGCUUCCUGCUGAGAAGUCACACACCAAUAGGGCCAUUUCCAGUUGGGGGUGAUCAGAGUAGGCUUCUCAAGAAGGUGGCUUUUGAGCCGCAUCAAAGAUGGCUUUUCCUGAUAUCUCAAAAUAGGUCAAAUCUCCCAAGUAUGUGCUUUCUCAGCCCUCAUAGCCCUUCCAUGUCUGUUAUUUACAAUUAUUUUCACGGUUAUUAAUUAAUGUUAGUCUUCCUCUGUAGAUUAGUUCUGCUCACCAUAGGAUCCCAGGCAACUAGUAUGAUGCUCAGCUCACAGCAGGUUCUUAAUAAAUAUUUGUUGGAUGAAGAGCUGUUUACUGAUCCCCCUUAAACCUCAGGCACAUGCUAGGUAUACUUUCAUUUCUUUCUCACAGUGUCUCCUGGAGAUAGUUGUCACUACUCCUAAGGAAGCUGAGGCCAGAAAAGCUCACCAAUUUACCUACAGCCUUAGGACUAAUAUGUGGAUUCAACCCUGGGUCUGUCCGGCUACAAAGCUGGUGCUACUUUCUGUACCUGCUCUGCUGGGUAGAGAUGGGGCAAAGGGAGCAGGUCACUUGGAGGAGGUACCUGAGAAAAGGGGCUCCAGAUGUAAGCACUAGCAGUGCUCUCUCCCAGGAGUGCAAGGGGUUACUGUGCUCUUGAAGAAGAUAUCUGGCUGGAACUGCUUCUUGGUUGCUGGUCCUGUAUGUCUCCUUUUGCCUGGCAACUUGGCUCUCUUCUCCAUCUAAGUAGCUCCAAAAAAGAAUGAAUCUGUGGUCCUCGGUGCCUGGUGUGGUUCAUGGCUUCCAAUCUCACCAAUGGCCCUGGCUUUAAGCAUACCCCACUUUUCAACUGGUUCUAAAUCUGACUUUGGCAGAUCCUGAGCCCCCUCCCUAGGACUUGUCACUUAAUCCUGUGUCUGUGGCUCUCACCGCAGGUGCCCUUCCUCAACUGCAACCCAUACUCACCUCCUUGACCUCUGUUCCCACUUAGUAGCCAGGAUCCUGGCCCUCCAUGCAAAUCAAUGCAGGUAUAGAUUGAAGAGGGUGGAGAGACAAUACGGCACCAUGCUGGAAGGCUGCCAGAAUGACUCAGUCAUUGAGCAGACACAGUGGAAUUAGAGCAGAAGGCAGCAUACAUAGGGGAGAGGAUAUGAAGGGAGAAUUGGUGGCAUAUGGAGAAUGAUCUGAUGCAGGGGUAGGGCAGGGAAAGGGAGAGAGAAGAGAUAAAGAUGACAACCCUCCAGACUUCUGUGUGGGGGAAACUGAA